Didymodactylos carnosus is the source of this 1776-nucleotide messenger RNA. The record is from the annotation of a GenBank genome assembly. Lineage: Eukaryota; Metazoa; Rotifera; Eurotatoria; Philodinida; Philodinidae.
AUGCGUGAACAAAUAUCCAAAUCUACGGCUGAUAAAGCAUGUGAUUUUGGUAUGAAAUACGACGAAUUAUGUCGCCAGUUUAAUUUAUUACCUUUAUCAGCGGUUAAAAUAAAACUUGAUGACGGAAUUAUCGAUUUAGAACUGGAUAAUUUAGGUAUUGACGAUUGGAAUCCAUUAUGUGGUGCUAUUGGCACUUGUAAAACGUUACGUUCAAUCACAUUUCGGAGUCAGUUUUAUAAUACAACAUCAACAACCUUAGCUGAAGCAGAAAGACGAAAUGGGAAACGCUCAUUAUCAACUUCAAAGCGACCACCGAUAUUUCAGUCAAAAGAACUUUUAACAAAAAUUAGCUCAAGUUUAAAAGAUUGUCUCACGAUAACAACUGAACUUAUUUUACUUGAUCUAAGUGGUUUACCAUUUCGAAGAAAAGAUUUGACUCUAAUAGCACAAGGACUUGCAAAAUGCAAAUCAAUAGUACAUUUUCAAUUAACAAAUUCUCCAAUCGGUGAUGACGGACUAGAAAUACUUUGUCGACAUUUAAAUCAAUCACCAAAAAUUCGUGAAGUUGAUUUUUCUGCGUGUUCAUUGACAAGUCAUGGAGCACAAAUUCUUGCAGACUUAAUUAAAAAUUGUGUAUGGCAAGAAAGUCUACGUUAUCAGAACCCAACAUUGGAUCAUAUGUCUGGAUUAAGACGUGUUACAAUAAACCACAAUCCACUCAUUGGCGAUAAAGGAGCAGGUUACUUAGCUGAAGUUUUAAAAGAAGAUUUAUGGAUAAAAGCAUUGGAUCUACAAGACUGUGCAGUAUCAACGAACGGUGCAAAAGCCUUUCUUGAAUCAGCCAAAUAUAAUAGUCUUAUACAUAUUAUUGAUAUUCGAAAUAAUGGUCUAGUUGAUCGUGAUAUUAUGGAAAAGCUUAUUGAACAAUUACUCAUCAAUUGUGAAGAUGAUCGAUUAUGUGAGUAUAAAUGGUCAAAAUUAGAAUCACCCAAACGUCCUCGAAGUAAAAUAUCCGCUCAAAGUACGACUAGUGGAGUCCCAGGAACAAAUACAAGUGACAAUAAUGUAAAUACGAGGAAGCUGACACAACAACAACAAUUUCACAAAUUAUUAAUCCCAUCAAAAAUACAACGGAGUAAAUCAACUGGUUCUGUUUCUACUGAUUCACGUGUUGCCUGUAUACCAUGGCGAUCAGCUGCAAGAGCAAGUCGCUUACCAGGCUAUCCACCAAGAACGAAUGCAAAAUCAUUUCAUUCAUCAGACGAAUCGAUUUAUGCAGGUGGAGAACAUAAUUACCAUCAUACACCUCGACUACCAAAUCGGGACCAUCCCAAUAUAAGAAUUCAACAGUUGGAAGAUAAGUUGAAAGAAGAACGCCAAGCAAGACGACAACUUGAAGAACAGCUUCAAAAGAUUUUAACAAAAAAUGACGAUGCACAACGGCAACAAGAUCAUUUUUGUGAAGUUGUUGAAAAUACAUUUCAACGAUUUCAAAAGUUUUUAGACUUUUUAAGAUCAAAACGACUGGGUCAAUUGAUAACAAUGGCCGGUCUUGAUAAUGCCGCUGAUCCAAUACUAUCAUUUUAUGAAGUACGUGACACAACAACGACAGCAGCGACCGUCGCUCCCGACCAAACAUUCCAUGUACAUAAUAGUCACACAUUACAAACUAAUACAAAAGCACAAUCAAAAACAAAUGAAAACUCGGUGAACCAAAAUACUGAAAAUGACCAAAAGUAUCAUACUCAUUCGUCAAGUAGUUCGAAUGAGCAAUAA